Tribolium madens (black flour beetle) is the source of this 4173-nucleotide messenger RNA. It is a transcript of the gene fru, whose product is annotated as protein abrupt. The record is from RefSeq and is a predicted model, not a curated record. The transcript has 7 exons. Gene Ontology annotation, biological process: regulation of transcription by RNA polymerase II. Gene Ontology annotation, cellular component: nucleus. The coding region runs from base 261 to 1865 and encodes 534 amino acids. Lineage: Eukaryota; Metazoa; Arthropoda; Insecta; Coleoptera; Tenebrionidae. Gene Ontology annotation, molecular function: protein binding.
UGAAUAAUUACGUUUUGAUCGUUCAUUUUUAAGCCAAUGAUAAUCAAAAAUCGUCAAAUCGGCCAUAUUUCGCCCCACAAAUGCCAAUAACCCAGUAAUAACCCCUCGGCCGGUCAUAAAAUAAAUAUCCCCCUCGCAAGUUUUUCAACCAACUGACAUCAAAACAAAUAUAACAGUAUCAGACAGUUUGCAUGGCAGUGCAGGAGGUAGAAAAUUGGGUGGCGUUGUAAUGACAGAAACUGGGCAAAAAGGCACUUAAAAUGGAUCAACAGUUCUGCCUGCGUUGGAACAACCACCCCACGAACCUCACCGACGUGCUGAGCAGCCUCCUGCGGCGGGAGGCCCUCUGCGAUGUGACGCUGGCCUGCGACGGGGAGACCUUCAAGGCGCACCAGACUAUCCUGUCAGCGUGCAGCCCCUAUUUCGAGACGAUAUUCAUCCAGAAUGCUCACCCCCAUCCGAUCGUUUUCCUCAAAGAUGUCAAUUACAACGAAAUGAAAGCGCUGCUGGAUUUCAUGUAUAAAGGUGAAGUGAACGUCUCACAGAACCUUCUACCGAUGUUCCUAAAAACGGCCGAGGCCUUGCAGAUUAGGGGCUUGACCGAUAAUAAUUCGUUAAGUAGUAAAAACGACGACGUAGCUGAAGUGCCAAGAAGGGAAAAGGAACGGAUCGAGAGGGACUCGCCGCCUAUUGAGAAACGAAAGCGGAAAUCGUCUUCAAACUGUGAUAAUUUGACGUCAAACUCAAUUUCAGAACGAUAUAAUGACUCUCAGGCAUCAUCUCAAAGCAACUAUAAAGCAAGUCCGACGCUGCCAAAGUUAAACCCUAUUUCGCCGGUCGAUAGAGAAAAUAUGAGCGCUGAAGACAUGAGGAUGUCGUCGCCGCAUAUUAAACAAGAACCUGUACACGACUCAAGCCCCCAUGUCGAUUCUUUUCAUUCGAUGUCUGAAGCUUUACAAACAACGAACACGUGGGGGAGAGACGUGAUCCUCGAAGUAUUACCACCAGCGAUUCAAAACAAACAAAAUUUCACAACGACGAGUCAGCAAUGUUCGGUGAUUCAGACGAUAUCGUCGCAAAAAAGAACGAACGUUGGGAGGAAAGGAAGUCGAUUCAGGAGCACAUGGUUGGAAUCGUACUAUUGGCUGCAAUACGACGAACGCGAAAAUCUCAUGUACUGCAAAUUUUGCCGAAAAUGGAGCUCCGAGAUACCCGAAAUACGUACCAGUUUUGCGGAAGGAAGCACCAAUUUUCGAUUGGAAAUCGUCAAUCAUCACGAUAAGUGCAAGGCGCAUAAGUUGUGCGUCGCGAAAGAAGGCGGAAGUGUAAGUGUUCAUCCGGAAGAUAUUAAAUUAUUGGGCCCCCAUUCGUUAUCAGAUCAAACGGAAUCAGAUGGUACUCCACCCAUACCUCCACCGGAAGCAACAGAUACUAUAGAUGCAACGUGGCAGGAACAGGGACAGGCGUACCAUCCUUCAUCUUUCUACCCGCAAGAGUCGCAAAUACCGACGAUGAUCGUUGAGACACGCGCGCCCGCAUCCGAUUAUUGCGAGAUGUUCGACAAGAUAUCGGAUUCGCCUAGUCUGUACACGUGUUCAAAAACCUGGCACAUGCGGCUAACGUUUGACAAGCUGCCAGGUGGCUGCAACCUGCACCGGUGCAAAUUGUGUGGGAAAAUAGUGACGCACAUACGCAACCACUAUCAUGUGCACUUCCCGGGCAGGUUCGAGUGUCCCCUGUGUCGAGCCACGUAUACACGCAGCGACAAUCUGCGCACUCAUUGCAAAUUCAAACAUCCGCGCUACAAUCCCGACACCAGGAAGUUCGAAGCACCCACGAUUACCAAUGACACGACGGCCGAUUGAUUUUGGCUCAACUAUUAUCUGUUGUACUACAGGGCCUUGGCCUCAUCCUAGCCACCAACCUUCUAUUCUAGCUAAUUCAAGUACCUUAUUAAAACAAAUGCAUUGAGAAAACAAACAAAUGAAGAGCAGUCACCGAACUGCCAUCUAUCUACAAUACUAAAGACUUAAAUUAUUGCACAGGAUAAUUUCCUUGGACCAUGUAAUCUAGUGUUUCAUUUCUAAUUAAUUCGAGCUACGACUGAAAUCUCGGCAAGGUAUUAUUAAACGCAGUGUAGGAGAAAAAUAACGGUACUAUAUUCAAACUAUUCAUACUAAAAGCCAUUUCAAAAUGUCUACCCUCGAUCACCUCCAAAGUUAGUUGUUUUAUUGAACUUGUCAGUGUUGCCAACGCUUCUCUCGGACAAUUUGAAAUGAUUUUAGCCUAGUAUAUAGAUAGUCUUUUUAAACAUUUUGUACCAUUUUCGUGCAAGCAUAUUUUAAAACCUGUCACCGUUUGAACCUUGACUUUCGACCAGUAAUUUCUAGUCUCGUAGGUCACCGAAAAAAAAAUCCGUACUUCCGGCACUUUAAAAUGUGUUUGCAUCUAAAUGAUGUCAUCCUGCAAAAUAUUACGACCUAAGAUUGUAAAGAUAUCUGUGAUGUUAUAUAUGAUGUAAUAUACAGGGUUCCAAGCAAGGCUGACCUACUGUACUUAGGAAUCAAAAUUGCCCACUUAUACUCACAAUUGAUACGGUAGAUUAGUUUUGUAUGGAACAUGGAUUGAAAAAAAAUUACAUAAUUUUAGAAACUUUGUGCAAUCGUUUUAAAAUUUUCUAUUUAUAGUGGCAUUAAGUACCCGGCGAUCCCCUGUAUAUGUAUAACUUAAUUUAAAAAUUAUAAAAAACGAAUAAAAAAAAGAGACUCACGAUAUUAUAAAUAGCUUAUGCCCGUCCGUUUAAAAUGGGUUUGCAUUUUAGGAUUUUCAAUGUAGAGCGAUUACAAGUCAAAUCUUUUUUGUAUUAAAACUAUUUAUCUUAUUUAAAUAUUGCCAAACUAACUAGUUGUAUAAUUUAAGUGCAAUUUUAUUAAAUAACUUUGAUAUUACCUCAUAUUCUCAACUUUUACAUUUAAUGUAGAGAAUCUCUUUUUUAAAUUUUGUACCUAUUAUAAGGUAUUGGCGGCCUUUGAAUAGUUAAUUAUGUAAGUAAAAUAUUAACUAAUUUUAGGAUUAUUUGUUUGUGGAACAAACUAUUUAAUGAUCUGUAAACAAAAACUCAAAAAGCUUCUGUCCGUAAUUUUUACAGGAAUGGAUCAUUUCUAUUGAAUUUCGUGAUAUGGUACCUUAGUUAUAAUAAGUUGGUUCAAUUUGGUGUUACAGGUGUGGUGUUUAAUAAGGGUAUUUGUUUUUUUUUAAGAAGAUUUGCUUAUAAUAUAUUCACAAAUGUUUAUUUUAUGAUAUAAACCUAGUGCAUUAACUUAGGUAAGAGCAUGUUUUUUUAAUUCUUUUAAAAAAGCGAAACAUUUGUUGUUAGUUUUUAUAAUAAUAUACUAUAUACUAAAGAUUUCUAUAAUAUAUUGGCAUUAAGAUAAAAAAAAGUUGGGUGAGCAACUAGAAUGAUUGUGAUAAUAUAGGUUUGGUGCUAACAACCUUGUACUAUUUGAAAUAAAAUAUGAAAUGUGCAAUAUUUAGUUGUAACUGUUUUGUUGUUGUACUAUCCUUGAAUUUAGAAAAAAGAGAAUCAUGUACAGUUUGUAAAAGGCGUUAGUGUAUAUUGUGGUUUCAUAAAAAUAAUUUUGUUAUUGUUGAUUUUAGAAUUACAAUAUUUGCAACGAGUUAUUUUUAUAAUUAAUUGUAAAAAUCGAUUUAAUAAGGUUGCGGUUUCGGAGAAAAAUCAUUUUAUAAAUAUAUUGUACGGCCUAAUCGGCGCUAAAAGAACAAUUCGCAUUUUCUUUAUAAAAAUUGUCUAAUAUGCUCAAUGAUCAAAUAUCUUGCUUAAUAUCAUUUUCACCACCGUUGAGUGUUACUUAAAAUUCAUUAGUUUUUAAGUGAUGUAAAAGUAAAACAUUAUUUAAGAUUGAUAUGCAUUCAUUAAGGCAUUUAUUAUUGUAUUUUAUUAAUUUUUAUUAAAAAUGGUGUGUUUUAAAAUCGUACGUUAUUUAAUCCCUUGUGCCGUAAUAUGCUACUAAUGUCGAGUAUCUAGUGUCAUGCUUUUGUAACGUUGUAAUGGCACUACGACACUUUUCGUGUCGUAUAGAGCAUGCUAGAAGUAGCACAUCAUUGGAAAUCCGAAUAUUUUAAAACCGGUAAUGAAAGAUUGUCUUUUAUUCG